GGGUAUAAAGGCGGCGGAGGAGCGCAGGAGCCGCUGCUCGCGGCUCGGUGCUGCUGCUCGGGGACACUGCGGGCACGGGAGGGCACGGGAGGCACCAGGAUGCGGGGGCUGGUGGCGCUGCUGGCGGCGCUGAGCUGCGCGGCCCCGGCGGGGCGGGCGGCGGCUCCCGGGGGUGCCCUCAGCUCCAACGCCAUCAAGGGACCCCCCCCGGGGGGGGCGGCCGAGGCCAGCGCCGCCCCCGCACCCCCUUUCGACGGCAGCAACAAGGCCCCGCCAGCCGCCACCCGGCAGCCUUUCCCGUGCGCCGAAGAUGAGGACUGCGGCCCCGAGGAGUUCUGCGGGGGGGCGGCCCGCGGCGGGGGGGCCCCGCUGUGCCUCGGCUGCCGGCGGCGCCGCAAGCGCUGCCUGCGCGAUGCCAUGUGCUGCCCCGGCAUGACCUGCAGCAACGGUCUCUGCACGGCCCCGGAGCCGCCCCACGGAGCGGCCGAGCUGGAGGAGACGGGCACUGAGGCUCUGCCCCGACGGACGCCCGCUCCCGCCUGGCUCCCCACUGCCAAAGGAGAGGAAGGCGACUUCUGCCUGCGUUCGUCGGACUGCGCGGCCGGGCUGUGCUGCGCCCGCCACUUCUGGUCCAAGAUCUGCAAGCCGGUGCUGCGGGAGGGGCAGGUGUGUACCCGGCACCGGCGGAAAGGCACCCACGGCCUGGAGAUCUUCCAGCGCUGCCCGUGUGCCGAGGGGCUGGCGUGCCGCCUGCAGCGGGAGCACGGCCCCGCCGACGCGUCCCGCCUGCACACGUGCCAGCGGCAUUGAGCGACACACGGACGGGACCGGACACACGGACGCGACAGACUCCGGUCCCACCUGCACACGUGCCAGCGGCACUGAGCGACACACGGACGGGACCGGACACACGGACGCGACAGACUCCGGUCCCACCUGCACACGUGCCAGCGGCACUGAGCGACACACGGACGGGACCGGACACACGGACGCGACAGACUCCGGCCCCGCCGGAGCGAAGGUUGUUUCUCAAGGGAACUACUCCGAAGCGACUUCUUGCAGUACGUUACUGUGUUGUGAAUACUCGAGCUGGCACUUAGCUGUACAUAACGCCGGGACUUUUAAUGACUUUUAAUGAGUUGUUUUGUGUUUCUCUGAGGGCGCUGCCCGGCGCUCCGCAAGCCGUGACUGUGACUUUGUACACACUGGGUUUUUAAGGGAUGCCACCGUCUGCGUGCGAGCGAAUAAACUUUUUAAAUUCAGCCUGCGCUGCC
Molecule: messenger RNA, 1274 nt
Organism: Poecile atricapillus (Black-capped chickadee)
Lineage: Eukaryota; Metazoa; Chordata; Aves; Passeriformes; Paridae
Gene: DKK1
Product: dickkopf WNT signaling pathway inhibitor 1
Exons: 4
Coding region: 100-810 (236 amino acids)
Biological process (GO): negative regulation of canonical Wnt signaling pathway; multicellular organism development
Cellular component (GO): extracellular region
Molecular function (GO): co-receptor binding; receptor antagonist activity
Source: RefSeq, a predicted model, not a curated record